UUGUGACCCAAACUUUGAAGUCUACAAUUUUCUAAUAAAAUAUUUAUUAUUACUUUAUAACAACUACGUCAUUGUUUGUACCUUAGGAUUAUUCAACAUAAAAUAAUCAGAUGUUCCUGCAACUUGCUAGGAUUGAGUGUGAAUUCAAUUUCAAUAUCCACUAUGCUCCUGCGAGAUAUUUUUCCCAAAAACGAGCACUUCAGAGUAACAAUGUACAGUUGCUCUAUUUUAGGAUUAUGGCCAUUCGUAUUUCCAAAAAAUCCCCUCUAUCAAAAAAUGUACUUUCGUUAUUCCAAAUUUAUUUACAUUUUCACCUGGCUGUUUCUGAGCACUUACGUCGUACAAUUAAUCAAACUGCUUCUCGACGAGGUAAUUUUCGUUGAAGAAAUUAUGAGAAACGUAAGCAUUACGGCAAUACAGUCGCUCAGUCUGAUAAGAGCGUACGCUUUAAAAUCAAAAAGGUCCAAGAAUAUGAUAAACGAGGUGCUUUCUACGGAGAAGCGAAUUUUGGGCUCUCAGAAUUCCGGAGUUAUCGGGAUUUACAACGAAUUCGCGAAGAAAAAUAAUUCUUUUAUAACGAUUUACAUGGCCAGCAUGGUGUUAGACACGUGUUUUUUUGUUAUUUAUCCACUAUGUGCACCUCCGAUAGAAAUAUUUUACCCAACGAGAAACGAAACCGUCACGAAAAGGAUGCUAAUGUUAAGUGCAUGGUUCCCUUUCGACGAGCAGAAACAUUACAUGGCAGCCUAUUUGUUUCAAUUUUCUUGUGGACCCAUUACAGAAUUUUACAUUAUACUCUCAGAUGCUCUGACUAUUGGCCUCGUAAUAUAUGCUAUAGGCCAAUUUAGGAUAUUAAAUGAACUAUUCGCGAAUUUCGAUAAGUAUGCAAUUCAAGUACAAAAUCAAUUAAAAUGUAGCAAAGAGGAGGCUUGCCUUACUGCUUUAAGGGAGUGCACGAUAAUGCACAAGAAAAUGUUAAGCUUCAUCGAUGAUUUUAACGAUGUAAUGGGAAAUAUUAUGGUAUUAGAUUUCUUGCAGAGUUCUUUUCAAUUAGCAUCCAUUGUUCUACAAGUACUCACGACCAAAGUAACACUGAUUAAUUUCUUGUUAGGCUUUCAAUUCGCUUUGAGCAUGGUGAUGAGAUUACUGAUAUAUUAUUGGUGUGCAAACGAAAUUAUUGUCGAGAGUUCCAGAAUUUCUGUUUCGAUUUACAAUAGUUGUUGGUACGAACAACCUGAAGUUGUUAAGAAAUCUCUUCUUUUACUAAUGCAACGAUGUAACAAGCCUUGCACCUUGGAAAUCGGAAGUUUCGGCAUAAUGUCCCUCGAAACAUUUAUAUCUAUUAUGCGGGCGACAUAUUCUUUUAUAACACUCAUAUACAAUGUGAAUAAUGAGAAGUGAAUCAACGUCUCUACAUUUCUAAAGUUUCAAUUGUAACUUUUAUGCAAUUUUCAAUUAGUUAAUACACUAGUAGGUUUG
Molecule: messenger RNA, 1479 nt
Organism: Phyllotreta striolata
Lineage: Eukaryota; Metazoa; Arthropoda; Insecta; Coleoptera; Chrysomelidae
Source: the annotation of a GenBank genome assembly